Messenger RNA from Patiria miniata (bat star), 2107 nucleotides. Its product is annotated as CKLF-like MARVEL transmembrane domain-containing protein 4. Gene Ontology annotation, cellular component: membrane. The coding region runs from base 223 to 738 and encodes 171 amino acids. The record is from RefSeq and is a predicted model, not a curated record. Lineage: Eukaryota; Metazoa; Echinodermata; Asteroidea; Valvatida; Asterinidae. The transcript has 5 exons.
CGCAUAUUUUGUCUGUAUAUGUCUAUGCACUGUAGCCGUAAUGUAAUUCGGCCCAUAGUCUGGCUUUUUUGCGCUUGGUGUGGUUCUUCCUAAUGCAUUCUAGGCGAAUUCGACUUCAAGGCUGGUAGAUCUAUACAUAAAACUAAACUUGUGAAAACACAGGACACUUACUGAUCUGAUAGGCCUACCCUAUAGUUCCCAAGUUAAUCGAGUCUGAAGAUCAUGGCCGAGUUGAACCAACACGAUGUGGAGUCCAGCAAGGCUCAACCUAGCGGAGCUGGUCGGAAAAGUGCCUGCUGUGGGAUGGACAUGGAUUACGUCAGGUCAAUCAAUGGUAUACUGAAAGGCAACCAAAUCGGCUGGACGUGUCUGGCGUUCAUCAUGAGUUGGUUUUGUGGAUUGGCUGCUCUAUCUAUCCUGUUUGCAAUUGCCAUGUGUUUCGGGCUUGUAUUGACGAUCGUGAUCUUCGUAGCCUUUGCCUUUUCGCUUAAAUCAAAGAAGAUCGACUUCUAUUUAGCGGAUUUUCUUGUCAGCAUCGUAGCCACAGUUGUCUACUUCGCGUUGUCGUUGCCUAUGCUCAUUCUCUCCGGAGGGGCGCCACUCUUUAUUCUUGCGGGAAUAUUCGGCUUUCUGGCGUUGGCUGGCUUCUUCGUGAAUAUUUUGUUCAGUUUCAAGAGAUGGCGAUCUUCUGGCACGAGAGCCGCUAGCGAUAACCAACCCUACGAUACGAACCAGUAAAAAAAAAGACCCAUCAUUCUGCGGUGCCAAACAAAAGGCAGAUAACAGAACGAGACAUAAAACUGGGAAACUCAAAAGAUGUAAAACUUGUUUCGAAAUAUAACCGUAAUCAUUACAGAAACUUGUACUGCUUGUGAGGGAAAUGUAACAUUAUAUUUAAAGGUAAUUGGUAUUUAGUUUUAGUCAUUCAAAUUCGGAAGAAAAAGUCAUUUUGCUUACUGCAUAUUAAGUCAGUAGUUGACUUAGUGGGGCGCGUCACGUAACAAAAUAUUGAUCACCUGUCGCGCCCGACCGAUUCAAAUCUUGGUCAUUUUCGAACUCAGUUUUGUUUGCAUGCAGCUUCGAUUUAUCUCAACCUCCAGAGUCAUAUGCUCGUUUGGUCAUGUUGCUGAAAAUAACGAUGUGAGAUUCCGAGUUUUAUUUGAAGCUUUAGCUCAUAUGUUUCAAAAUUAGUGAAAGAUUCGAAUCGGUCCCCAAUACUGAAUGGCGGCUUUUUUGUUGCUACACUGAUGCCAAUGACUAAAUAAAAUAGCGACGGGAUUACGUUCUACACUAUUCCCGCUUAGAUAGUAGCAUGCAAAUUGAUUUAUUCAAAAUUCAUGGCAUUAUGUAUUUCAUUUAUAGUACAGCAUUCAUUGCGUAUGUUCCGAGCUUCAGUUCCUCGUUUUGUAAAGUUUCGAGUAUAAGCGUGUGAUUGAUGUACUUCUUUUCAAAAUUUAAGGUUAGGUCUAUUUUCCAGCUGUUUUCAAUAGCUUUUGUCAAUUUCGAUGUUUUGGAGAGACGUACGUAGCUUACAUUGCCAUACCAAAAUCUGUUAAAUAAUAUUUUGGUCCUGAGUUUGUACAUUUAAAAAGGUAGUUACAUAUGUAUUUGGAAACGACACCCGAUCUCGAUAUCAUUGUUGCUGGAAGGGUACCAAAUCCGCAGCCCGACUCCAUUUUGCUGUCGUAUUUUCUUAAUUGACUAAUGUCUUAGGAUUUCAUGGUUGGGCACUAUUUAGUGGAUGCGUGAUAUCUGUAAAUAAAAAAAGCUGCGGGAGAUUGACAAGCCUAUAGUGAAAUGCCUAAUGAUGUAGAAACGACUAGUUGGCUGCAAAAGGCUGCAGAAGCGCCCUCACACGACCGUACGCAUGACAUCAAUGUCACGACCAAUCAAAAUCAAGGUAGCCCGGCCCGUACCCGCCUACAUAACCUGACGUCAUGAAUAUCUUAAACUUUCUUUUGAGAAAGUAAAAUAAAGGCAUCGAGUUCAAAUGGCAUACUUAUAGGAAAGAAUGUAACUACGAGACGCCACUUCAGCGGUUGUGUACAAAGUCUAUGGAGAGUCAAGAAUAUUUGCAAAGUAUGUCCCAGCAAAAAUUGGAAAUGUU